Molecule: messenger RNA, 808 nt
Organism: Phanerochaete carnosa HHB-10118-sp
Lineage: Eukaryota; Fungi; Basidiomycota; Agaricomycetes; Polyporales; Phanerochaetaceae
Exons: 7
Coding region: 60-707 (215 amino acids)
Biological process (GO): ribosomal subunit export from nucleus; protein import into nucleus
Cellular component (GO): cytoplasm; nucleus
Molecular function (GO): GTP binding; GTPase activity
Source: RefSeq, a predicted model, not a curated record
CUUGCUCUCCCAUUUCCUCCUUUCCUCUCUCUUCUCGCUCUCGUCGUCUUAGAAACAUAAUGACCGACCAGACCACUAUCCCUACUUUCAAGCUCGUGCUCGUCGGCGACGGUGGCACUGGUAAAACUACCUUUGUCAAGCGCCACUUGACCGGCGAAUUCGAAAAGAAGUACAUUGCUACUCUUGGUGUCGAGGUCCACCCCCUAUCUUUCUCCACCAACUUCGGUACCAUUUGCUUCAACGUUUGGGAUACUGCUGGCCAGGAGAAAUUCGGUGGUCUCCGUGAUGGCUACUACAUCCAGGGCCAGUGCGGCAUCAUCAUGUUUGAUGUCACCUCCCGUAUCACCUACAAGAAUGUCCCCAACUGGCACCGUGAUCUCGAGCGUGUCUGCGAGAACAUUCCCAUUGUACUGUGCGGUAACAAGGUGGAUGUCAAGGAGCGCAAGGUCAAGACCUCCCAUGUGACCUUCCACCGAAAGAAAAACAUCCAAUACUUCGAGAUCUCUGCCAAGUCGAACUACAACUUCGAGAAGCCAUUCUUGUGGCUCGCUCGCAAGCUUGUUGGCAACCCCAGCCUCGAGUUCGUCGCUGCGCCAGCACUCAAGCCCGCCGAGGUGGAAGUUGACCCACAAUUGAUGGAGCAGUAUUCGAGGGAGUUGGCACAGGCCGAGGCUGUCCCCCUCCCUGAGGAGGACGACGACCUUUAAUCUGCAUGCCCUCUUCACGGACUCUUCGCAUUGUUGUUCGCUCGCCACCUCCUGUUUGUCGCUACGAUCAUACUGUUCAAAUAUAACUACUGUGCAUUUGC